This is a messenger RNA of Laccaria bicolor S238N-H82, 951 nucleotides long. RefSeq lists its product as uncharacterized. Lineage: Eukaryota; Fungi; Basidiomycota; Agaricomycetes; Agaricales; Hydnangiaceae. The transcript is spliced from 5 exons. The record is from RefSeq and is a predicted model, not a curated record. The coding region runs from base 1 to 951 and encodes 316 amino acids.
AUGAUUUUCCCCUCCUUAUUGUUAGCAUUGGCGACUGCUGGCACUCGCCUGGCCACAGCAUCUAUUAUUUAUGACGGUCGAGCGCCCUUUAACCUGACGAAUGCUGACCUUGACGUCUCGGCUGGACCUUAUUUAACAGUUGUUAAGGGUGCACUAAACGCAUCUCACUAUUCAACUCUCCUUGGACAUUCCUUACCCCCAACCCCACUCUGGAACAAACUGCUCCGGGUCCCUGCUCCGAUUGAACAGGCCAUCUCAGUGACAAUCGACAACAGCUCCGUGUUUGUCCCAGGUGCUGGGCCACCGCAAUUCGGAUUCCGGCGCACCGAGCUGAUUGCACAAAAGAAUGGGGAUCAUGCUAACCUAGUCCCCCUCAUGGAGUCUGGAGUGACUGCGUUCCAUUUUUCUAUCAAACAAGACGAAAAGAAACCUCUCAAUUAUAGCCACGAAUAUCAGAUCGUGUUCAUCGAGCCUAAUGAUGGUUCUCAUGUCUUCGGAAUCCAGCUAGGCUCCCCUUUCACGAUCCCUACUGGCAUAUUGCCAGCCGCAAAUGCACAUUCGUUCAAAGUACUAGACCACGCCCUAAACGUUAUCUUCCAGACAUCAUUCUCUGCUUGCCACUGGCACAAUUUCGCAAUUCAGGUGGACUGGGACAACAGAUCGCUUGCAGUGCUCUAUUCCAAAGACGACGACCAUCUAGCGGCGGUAACAGCAGUUGUACCAAACCUGUCCGCGGCUUCUGGGUCCGCUGGGCAAGGUGAUUUUCACUUUGGGGUCCUCAAGCUUCCCCUUGUGAAUCCUGUGGAUUCUGCAGCGGAUCAAGGUGAUGUAGCCCACCAUGGUCUUCAGGAGGGCACGACAGAAGGACUUUUGUACUCUGGGGUGUUUGUGGAGAGUGUGGAGAGUGGUAUUAGCGUCGGAGCUGGGGCUUCAAUAGCGAAGAUAGGUUAG